AUGACGAAUCGAUACAGCGAGAACUCUCUUACAGCCCUUCAGAAGGGACAAGUGGUCCAUCAUACUGCUACGCAGGCAGUUUUGGGACAAGAUCCUCCUGCGAUAAACAAAAUAACCCAACAGACUGUCACGGUUACACAGUCAGGGGCUCCGCAGGGGUCCAGCGCAGCUGACUUGCUGGUCCAGCAGACUGCGCAGAGUUCUGUUGUGACAGAACCAGUGAUCCAGGCAGCGAUCUGUGAGGGUUCACUCGACCCCGCGAUCCUAGAGAUCUUAGGGAGACGUUUCUUGGAGGAUCGAGUUCUGGCAGAAGCAAUUCCUAAGGACUUAGUUGUUCGUUUGGAAGAAAUCCUAAAGACGGAUUUGCCCACAGAGGACAGAGUCUCUCUCAUAAAAAAGCACCCUCCGCCGUCCAAUUGCGUCAUCAUCGAUCCACCGAGAGUCAAUCCCGAGGUUCAGGCGUCUUUACAUGGGUCGGUUGUAAAGAGAGACGAGAGGAUUCACGCAAGGCAGUCGAAGAUCACGGCGUGUCUCGCCGCAAUCGUAAAGGUUUUCUCGAAAGUUCUAGAGGGCGGCGCUGAAAAAUUACUCAUUCUCGAGCUAUUGGGCGACGCUUCGAGACUGUUAGCUGACCUCCUCCACGACGAGUCGAUCAUAAGGAAAAGCCUGAUCCUCGCGAACUUAAACGUAUCGUGUAAGGAGACCUUGAACGCUACUGUCCCAGAUGAAUGGCUGUUCGGACAACAAUUGGAGGAGAAAUUAAAGGCGGCGAAGGCACUUGAGAGCUCGCGCAAGGAGCUGAAAGCUCCUCAAAAGCCACAGGGACAGAAGAAUUCAAAAAACUCGACAGCCCCGCCGCGUCGUCCUCAGAACAACCAGAGAUUUGCUACGACGUCAGGCGGGAGAAAGGAGCCGAGGAAUCAAGGAUAUUCGUCAUUCCGCCGAGACAACCACAAGAACGGGACCAACUGGAAAAACAAUCAGAAGUCCGAGCGGAGCAACAACCGGAAGCGUUAUUAGAACCAGGAACCUCAUCCGUUAUGGCAGCACACUACCCUGGUGGCCGCAAUAUUAUCAGGAAAGCCUUCGAGAUAAGGAACGUCCCCGAGGAAUCCUUCGAGUUGAUGCUGGCCUCGCUCCGCAAUUCAUCGAUGAAGCAAUACGACGGCGCGUUGAGGAAAUGGUGGUCUUUUUGCUCAGACAGGAACGUCAGCCCUUUCGAUAAUUCGAUUGAAAACGUGUUACUAUUACUAACCAACGAAUAUAACAAGGGAGCAUCUUACGGAUCCCUAAAUUGUUUAAGAUCGGCGUUAGCCUCAGUUUUGGGACCUCACGUGGGGCAAGACCCUAGAGUAAAAAGACU
Neodiprion virginianus is the source of this 1363-nucleotide messenger RNA. RefSeq lists its product as uncharacterized. The record is from RefSeq and is a predicted model, not a curated record. Lineage: Eukaryota; Metazoa; Arthropoda; Insecta; Hymenoptera; Diprionidae. The coding region runs from base 1 to 1020 and encodes 339 amino acids. The transcript is spliced from 4 exons.